Fragaria vesca subsp. vesca is the source of this 369-nucleotide messenger RNA. RefSeq lists its product as uncharacterized. The transcript has 2 exons. The record is from RefSeq and is a predicted model, not a curated record. The coding region runs from base 1 to 369 and encodes 122 amino acids. Lineage: Eukaryota; Viridiplantae; Streptophyta; Magnoliopsida; Rosales; Rosaceae.
AUGCCGAGCGAGGCAGCUGGGAUCAUUGGCUGUUUAAACUCUCUUCGAAACCCCCUUGUUGCAGCAGCUUUCAACGUUGGAUCAACCACUGUCCUUGUAGCUGAAGCUCUCGCUCUUCGUAAUAGCCUCAUUGAAGCAAAAAGGAGAGGCUUUACUAAGGUGGAGAUAGAAGGUGACUCCAAGUUUGUGUUAGAUGCCAUUAAUGGCCACUCUACACCCUCUUGGAGAAUUCACAAGCUUUAUCAAGAUAUCAAGGCUCUUCGAAGCUCGUUUGAGUUUGUUAGUUUCAAGCAUGUGUUUAGAGAGGCAAACUUUGUGGUAAAUGCCUUUGCCAACCUUGGUCAUAGGUUAGAGAACCAUCGUGUCUAG